AACUGCAACUUCAAGAAAACCCGAAAUGUUAGCAAGGUAUCUAAAACGAAAGUAGGUCGUUAUAAUCGUGCGUACCUCAGGAAAUAAAGAAAAGGACUUUCACGUUUUAUUUCCCUCCUUAAAAGCAUCAUGAAUGCAUGUUACCAGAUAGUUGCCUUGUUGAUACCAUUUUGGCAGAUUAAUCCCAUUUACUGUGAAAGCUGUCUAGCAAGUACGCCGACUGUUAAAGAAGUAGAAAAUUGUCCAAACACAACAAUUGAGUGGCAACGCGCUUCAGAUGCAAAACAAUGUCAAAAAAUGCUGUCACACAACUGUAAAUCGUUCGUAUAUCAUUGUCUUAUGAAUGAGAAUGAGGAUGCAUUUCUUGAGGUGUGUGCACCAAAUUGGUGGAUGUCUGGUUUUUGUCCUAUGUUUAACACCAAAGAGGAAAGAGUGAUAGAUAAUUUUAAAUUGGAUUGUACGAGUUUCAAAGAGGGGGAGAAAUGUCCUUCGCGAUUCAUAUCAACAGACGCUUACAAAUAUCAAAAGUGUUAUGAGCAUGUUCGGAAAAAAAUUGAAAACAAUACCACAACCAAUAUCAAGACUUGUAAAUAUGGGCACACGACUUCAUCUGGAUCUGAAAGCAAUGUAUCCCUGAUUGUUGCAAUCGUCAUUGUAGCUUUACUGACUGUUUUGGUUAUUGUUUUGUUUAUUUUGUUACUCUUGGCAAGGAAACAAAUCAAAUGGAAUGAAACAGCAGAUCAAGAUUAUAACAGCACACCGAGAACGGGGAAGGUCAACCAGGAAUCACUUUCAUCUGAAGAUCAAGAAGGUACAGGAAAUGCUGGCGCAAGAAAAGUCCAAGAAGAUGAACCUGAAGAUCCAAAGAAAGAAAGAAAAUCUAAAGACUCAAAAGCAGAGGACUUUAAAGGGAUUUCAAAUGCAGAUGAAGAAGAAACAGGUACUGCUGACACAAGAAAAGUCAAUCAGAAAAUCGUGACACCUGAAGAUCAAGGGCUUACAGAUACUCAUAGCACAAAUAAAGGAAAUCAAAAACCCAAAGAUCAAGAAAUCGCGGGUACUGCUGGCGCAGUCCAACUAGAUAAACCUGAAGAUCAUGGGGACACAGGUACUCCCAGCACAAAUAAAGAAAAUCAGACAAUAGAAAAACCUAAAGUUACAAAGAAAGAAAAAGAAGCUAAAGACUCAAAAGCAGAGAACUCUAAAGAGCAAUCGGAAGAUCAUGGGGACUCGGGUACUCCCACAAAUAAAGAAAAUCAGAAAAUAGAAAAACCUAAAGUUCCAAAUUUAAAGAAAGAAAGAAAUCAAAGGGACUGUAAAACGCAGCAGUCAGAAGAGGAGUUAGAAGGUGAAUUUGAAAGUAAUGAGUGUGAAUCAAACACAUAG
Molecule: messenger RNA, 1386 nt
Organism: Saccostrea cuccullata (small rock oyster)
Lineage: Eukaryota; Metazoa; Mollusca; Bivalvia; Ostreida; Ostreidae
Exons: 16
Coding region: 130-1386 (418 amino acids)
Source: RefSeq, a predicted model, not a curated record